This is a messenger RNA of Lethenteron reissneri (Far Eastern brook lamprey), 8718 nucleotides long. RefSeq names its product histone-lysine N-methyltransferase NSD2-like. Gene Ontology annotation, molecular function: protein binding; histone methyltransferase activity. Gene Ontology annotation, cellular component: nucleus. NCBI's taxonomy places the organism in Eukaryota, Metazoa, Chordata, Hyperoartia, Petromyzontiformes, Petromyzontidae. The record is from RefSeq and is a predicted model, not a curated record.
UGGAGAGAGGAGGGGAGGGGGGAGAGACUUCCACAUGGAGUCGGCUGUCUCAUCUCACGUGGGCUUGUCUUGGGUGAUGAUGAGUGGGAGACCCCUCGCAAAUUAAGGAGACCCCCCCCCCUCUCUUGCCAUGUGCUGUAAUGUGUGCAUCUCGUUCUGGCUCGCUCGCCGGCCGGCAUUUGGACGUGAUGCGGAGAGGGGAGCCCCCUGAAGGACUUGAAGCUUUAGCCGAGGGAUCAAUGAGGAGUUGCGCUUGAGAUGGAGCGACGUCAUAUAAUGGGAAACGUUCUUCCGCUGUCUGAGGAAGGCAAACGCUCUGCGUGUGCUGCUGUCCCUGUGGGGGGGCCACGAGCAACCCGGGAAGGCUGCGUGGCGGCCGGGGCUGCCGGGGCCACCAUGGAGGGCACUGCUGGCCCGUGGGGCCUCCCAGAGGAGAACGGCAGGGCUAUGGGCAAGGUUAACGGGCACUGCCCACUGGUGGCCCUGCAGCAGGCGGUGGCACAGAUCCCCAACGGAGGAGAGAUGGAGAGUGACCCUCCAGGCCUCACUGUUGUGGCUGGGUGCCAGACACCACCUCACUCGCAGCCCACGCCAGAAAAAGCAUCCGGGUCCCCAGAGAUCAAGCUGAAGAUCACGAAGACCUACUUUAACGGAAAGGCCUUAUUUGAGUCCUCACUGUGCGGGGAUCUGGUGGUGACACCCGAGCAGCCUGGCCAGCAGCAGCAGCCGAAAGAGAGUUCGGCAGCUACGGCAGCAGACGUCAAACAGUCGACGUUGGUACGGACUAAGGGCCGGCCACGUAAGCUGCAGCCUGUGAAAGGCCCACCUGGGUCGGGUACAUCGGUACCACCCGUAUCGCACCCUGUGGGUGCAUGUGUCCUGCCUGCACAGCCGGUGCGUCCAUCAACCCCGCCGUUGCCCACAACUCCUCCCUUGUCUGCCGACAAGCCACCUGUUCUACUGUCUCCACAAGAAAACAGCGACCUGUAUUCCAUCGGAGAUGUGGUGUGGGCCAAGAUCAGCGGGCACCCGUGGUGGCCCUGCAUGGUGUCCUGUGACCCCAAGUUGGGCAUACACAUGCGCGUCAAAGUAGGGCAGGUGAAGUCUUUCACAAGGCAGUACCAUGUGCAGUUCUUCGGGGAAGCCGCAGAGCGAGCGUGGGUGUGCUACCGCUCCCUCGUGAUGUUCUCCAGCAGGGAGCAGUACGAGCUGCUGGUCUCCGAGCUGGCCAAGCGUACGCCCUCGGCCAGCGAGAGAACCAAGAUCUUGAAGCCGAUGGCUUCGCGCGUGCGGUCUCAGUGGUUCGUGGGCAUUGCUGAGGCGGAGGAGGCAGCCGCCCUGUGCCACAAGGAGCGGAACGAAAAGUUCACCUUUAUCUACUUCGACGUGAAGCCCAAGGAUAAGGGCCCCAACAAGGGACAACCGCCUUCCUCGACACGAAAGCGAAAGUCAAAGGACUCGGUGGACUUCGAAGUUGAUGCGGUUGAUAUGCACGACAUGAGGAAUGAGUUAGACAGGAAGCUGGAUGGUGGAAGCAGCCCAACGGCGGCUUCGGUGUCUGGGCAGGAGCGUGAUGAUGUUGGCAAUGACGAGGUCAGGAGGGCCCGAGAACACACGAAUGGGGUUGGCGGCGGGGGAGGCCUCACGCCGAAGAAGAAGCGUGGCAUCAGGAAGAGUGAUGCCUCUGCCGCCCGAUUCAUUGUUUUUUGCCAGAAGCAUCGCGAACAGCUGGUGCAGGAGCAGCCGGAACUGUCCCCAGUGGAGGUGGAGGAGGCGCUCAUGACGCAGUGGGAGACGCUGACGGAGAAGCAGCGCGCGCGCUACAAAUCCAAAUUCGCGAGCACCGCUGGGUCAAUGGUGCCUGGCUCGUAUCACGCCGCCACGUCUGGCAUGAACUCGCCCCCCAAAAAGAGAGAGUCUUCCUUGGUCAAAGUGGUGGGAGCAGAGAGCCAGGCCUCCUUGCUGCGAAGGCCGCAAACAGAAGAGUCUGGUGUAGAGGAGAGUGUUCCGCGCAAGAGGGUACGCAAGGAGCCAAAGACUGGAGUCUUGCCCACGUUGGCUGAAAAGGGGAAGUCCCUCUCCUCGUUUGUGCCUGUGGGUUCUGUACAGCCAGUGGUGGCGAAGCUGUCAGACGCGUGCAAACCGCUGAAAAAGAGGAGCCGAGCAUCCACCACGGACUCCACCAGCCCCUCGGAGUGUGAUGAGGAGGGGGCACUUCCCCCGGACGCAGAGGCUUCACCGGCGGGUCAGGGUGAGGCUGUCUACCAAGAAGGAAGCGAAGACUCGCAGUCCGAGGGCAAGCGAGGCAGUAGCAAGCGAGAUGCCCUUUGCCUGGCGUGCGAAAAGACUGGUGGCUCCUUGGUUUCUUGCGAGGGCCAGUGCUGCGGGACGUUUCACGUGGAAUGCCUGGGCGUUCAAACAGCGCCUGGCGACAAAGUCAUGUGCAACGAAUGCUCCACAGGAUUGCACGUUUGCUUCGCGUGUAAAUGUGCGGGCGCGGAGGUGCGGCGCUGCGCCGUCUCCAGCUGCGGCCGCUUCUACCACGAGGAGUGCGUGCAGCGCUCCUCGGCCGCCGUGUUCGAGGGCCGCAGAUUCCGCUGCCCGCUGCAUGUCUGCCUGUCCUGCCACCUGGCCUACCCUGCCAGCAGCCGGGCCAGUCGCGGGAGAAUGCAGCGGUGCGUGCGCUGCCCCGUGGCGUACCACACAUCAGACAGCUGUUUGGCGGCGGGGAGCAAGGUGCUGUCUCCAUACAGCAUCGUGUGCAGCGGCCACUUCGCGCCAAACAAACGGGAUAACACGUGGCAUGUCAACGUCAACUGGUGCUUCUUGUGCUCGCGAGGAGCGCCUUUGCCCGAUGCAGGCCCCGCUCUCUUUGAACAAAGUUCCCACUACCUAUUGAGCGAAUACAAAAGAUCCAGUGAACUUGGGAAGUUACCCAUGAUUCCCGUAGUCCCCGCAGCAGCAGCAAAGGCCUGUGGGAAAGGUGGCUGUCUCCUGUGCUGCGAGUCGUGCCCGGCCGCCUUCCACCCCGAGUGCCUGGGCAUGGAACCACCAGAGGGCACCUGGUGCUGUGCCGAAUGCCGGGCUGGCAAGAAGCCACAGUAUCAUGACAUUGUGUGGGUCAAGUUGGGCAACUACAGGUGGUGGCCAGCUGAGAUCUGCCAGCCGCGCAAUGUCCCGCAGAACAUCCAGAACCUCAAGCACACGGUCGGGCAGUUUCCCGUGCAGUUCUUUGGGUCGCACGACUACUACUGGACGACGCAGGGUCGCGUGUUUCCGUACAUGGAGGGCGACAAGGGCUCCACCGACUACAAGACGAACUGCCUCAACAAGACUUUCAAACGUGCACUACUGGAGGCGGCCGCUCGGUACCAGGCCCUGAAGGCCCAGAGGGAGACGCGGGAGGCGCAGGAGACGGAGCGCAGCGAACGGAAGCCACCCACCUACAAGCAUAUCAAGGCCAACAAGCCGGUGGGGCGCGUGCAGGUGUACACGGCAGACGUGUCGGAAAUCCCCCGCUGCAACUGCAAGCCGACGGACGAGUCUCCGUGCGGCCUCGACUCGGAGUGCCUCAACCGCAUGCUUCAGUACGAGUGCCACCCGUCCGUGUGCCCCGCGGGCGACCGCUGCCAAAACCAGGCGUUCACCAAGCGCGCCUACCCUCCCUCGCAGAUCGUCAAAACAGCUGGGCGUGGCUGGGGGCUGCUCACACUGGUCAGCAUACGCAAGGGAGAGUUUGUGAACGAGUACGUGGGGGAGCUGAUCGACGAGGAGGAGUGUCGCAAGCGCAUCAAGUACGCGCACGAAAAGAACCUCAGCAACUUCUACAUGCUCACUAUCGAGAAGGAUCGCAUCAUCGACGCAGGACCCAAGGGCAACUUCUCGCGCUUCAUGAACCACAGCUGCCAGCCCAACUGCGAGACCCAGAAGUGGACGGUGAACGGCGACACACGGGUGGGGCUCUUUGCCACGUGUGACAUCGCUACAGCAGGCACGGAGCUGACGUUCAAUUACAACCUUGACUGCUUGGGAAAUGAAAAAACUAUCUGCAAGUGUGGGGCCCCCAACUGCAGUGGCUUCCUGGGCGUCCGGCCAAAGACGGCGGCGGCGGCAGCCACGGAGGAGAAAGCGAAGAAGGCGAAGCGGAAGGCGCGCGGCCGGCGCCCCCGCACAGAGACGACGCGCGCCGAGCACGAGGACGAGUGCUACCGCUGUGGCGACGGUGGCGAGCUCGUCAUGUGCGACAAGAAGGCCUGCCCUAAGGCCUACCACCUGUCCUGCCUCAACCUCACCAAGCCUCCCUUUGGUAAAUGGGAGUGCCCGUGGCACCACUGCGACGUGUGUGGCCGCCCAUCGGUCCGCUCCUGCGAGCUGUGCCCCAACUCCUUCUGCAAGGAGCACCAGGCCGGCUCACUCACCCACCUCACCCGGGACGGUCGCAUCUGCUGCGAAGAGCACGAUGGCUGGAUCGAUGAUAUCGCGACCAUUGUUGAAGAGGAGGAGGAAGAGGAGGAGGUGGCGGCGGCGGCAGCAGCGGUGCCUCGUGACGACGCCGCCGAGGAGGAGGGCCUGGCGAGGCCAACGAUUCGGGAGAUCGGGGAGCUGGCCCGCAGGGCAGUACUCCAAUCUGCUGGCGAGAAGACCUCUCAGCCCAAGGUGGCGGCCUACGUGUCCCAGGGGCCCAGCUCAAGUCAGGCCAUGUGAGGGGAAAUAAUAAGGCCAGAGAGCGCAUAGCGAGCGUGAAGGGUUAUUCUCAAUGGCGCUUCACCGGGCUCAUUUUGUUUUGUAAUUCGGGUUGGGUAACACUGUUAGGGAAAAGUGGCCGAUAACGGCAGUUGAUAAAGAUAAUGGACCCUGGGUCGCAACCGUGAAUGUGGACCGGAACCCUUUCACUCAAGCUUUGAGCAAGUGUUCCUUCUUUUUCCCCCCCUUCCUGCCUGUCGAAUUGGAGCAGACAUAGGAAUCCAGUGAAUGUAUUAUAAUGGUUGAGGUACGUUUGUCUGCUUCAGAAUAUUUUUUUAAUUGAUAUCCCGUAAGCAAUUUUAGCACCUUAAGAGAUGACGGUGGGAAAGUGAACAAGUUGCAGAUUUGAUGGUGAGGUACCCGCAUGGCUCGGUGUUCGCUCCGUGGGACCAGAAUUUUAUAGAACAAGUUAUGAAAUCCAGACAGCAUCUUCCAGUUUAACAUGUAGGCUUUCGCGACUAAUAUGAAUAAGAGGUUUUUUGGGUUAGAUUGCGUAAAUAUAAAUGUGUCGUUAAACCCACCACCACCCAACACCGCCAAUUAGUAAGAUUUAUCACGUAAAUAAAACGUGCCGAUUAGUUAAGAGUUCAGCACACCAGUGUGUUUGAGAGUAAACCCGCAGCAUUUACAAUUCGAGUAUAACGUUCCGCUGGUGAUUACAACCAGCAUCUUCCAGCAACAACAGCCUGCAUUGAAAAAAAAUCAAACCCCAUUCAUUGAUUUGUUUUAACAAAAUCACAGUGACUGUGGGAAAAAGUUACCAAUUGUUGGAAUGUCGAGUUUUUCUAGCGAUUCCAGCAAUUUUGAUGUGUAUUUUAAGCUGACUGGUGUGACCUGUCAGGUAUUGAGCACUGAGAAUGUUGGGCUUGGUGGUGGGAGGGGAAAUGAAAUAAGCUGGGGGGGGGAAAUAAGUUGUUCACCUCCCAGUCUUGACCUCGGUUAGCACUCUGCGCCAUGUGAAAAGAAAGUACAACCCAGAAAAUAAUCAGCUUUUUACUUACAACUGCAAACCUUAGACUGUGUCCCAGGCGUUUGAGCUUUGUAAAUGAGAAAAAAUAAUAAAAUAUUAACAUCAUUUGAAUACAACUCAAUUACUAUCUUGAGUUAUAAUCAUGUUGCUAUGGGAGUGCUGCCAUACUUGUUUUUCUCGCAGCUGUCACUAUAGCACACUUGAAGGGCAUAUAAAAUGUUUCUUUCUCGUUAUGAAACCUCAAACUCAUGUGGGACGGGCAACAAAUACACAAGGAAGGUGUUAACUCACUCAUGAUGAUCUGGCCUUUUUUUGUUGUUGAAUCUUUCGUCAACUUCCAUGUAUGAUGCUUGAAGGCCAUUACCAUUUGAAAGCAUGAUCUGCCUGUACACAGGGAUUGAGAAGCGUGGCUUGUGUUGUCACAUGGUGGAAAGCUUCUAAUUGCUUGACCAUUCUGUGGGUGAGCACUGAAGCAGAGUUAGAGUUGCAGGUAGCGCUUUUGUGUAUGUAUAUACGUAUGCAUGUUGAACUUUUUUCGCACCAGACGUAGCCAACCGUGCUAAUCAGAGGUGCAGGGGAAGGACAACCAACUAAAGACAGAAAGCAGUUCUAAAGAACUGAGUUUUAGAUCUAGAUUUAAAAGUGCAUAGCUCCAGUGGCUUCCUAAUAUCUGAAGGUAGAGCAUUCCAGACGGCCGCAGAAGCGCGAUACGCGCAUAUCAAAUCACGCGAUGCAAUGUCCGUCUUUGUUCGAUGGUUAGCCAAAAACCGCUGCUGUGAGGAUGACCGAAGUUUGUGUGACGGUUUAUACUCCUUGACCACCAUUCGCCACACGCGCACAUUUAAAAGCGUUCGUUCGCAUUUCACUCGCUGCCUGACCUGCUCGUCUUCCCAGAAGGCAGCCUCGUUCAGGGUGGGGGGGGCAGGGAGCUGUGGGAACCGGCAGUCGAUUGAGACAAUUGUUACGGCGAGAGAGGUGGGCGUUGGGGCGGGAGACGGGACGGCAGAGGGAAGUUUUUGUCGGCUUAAUGCAAAUAUGAGCAAUAGUUUUUUUUGCCCGGCUUGUGAUUAGUGCUUGUGUAAAUUUUGCCAACAAUGCCACUUGGCUGUAUCUUCCUCUUCAGGGUUGGGCUGUGGAUUCAUGAAGGAAUAUAGUAGACUAAAAAUGUACUUACAAAUUUUUUUUUACUCCAUUUUUUUUACAUUAACUUAAAACACUAAUGAAAACUGUAGGGCAGUGCUGUGGUGGCUGUGUGAAACAGAUGGACAUUGUAUUUUCUAAAGGACUUUUGAGCCUAAGCGUGAUAAUAACUGGGUCUGGCUGCCGAGGACUCCGAUGGCUUGUUAGUGGGUGUGUUCAUUAGAGAGAUGCCUGUCGUUAUAUUGCUUUCAAUUAUUUUCUUUUUUUUAUAUAAAUGAUAAAAGCUAACCCUUCUUUUUUUAAUUACGUACCUUGAAAAACGAUGGUUGUAGAUAGUCAAGUGACGGUCGUGCUGAUGUUUAUUUGCGGCUGGCUGCUGUGACCUGCCACUUCCGCUACGCCACCCUCGGUUCCCUCGCUUCCGUCUGCGUCCACCGCUGCUUCGGAGAUGAAACGCCAGGCGCAGACCGCUCGGUGGCGCUCUGCGCACGCUGUAAACCCCGCCAGCAGCAUUGGUAAUGCCGCUCCAUUUGUUCACUUUGAUUUCAAUGUAAUGCGCUUAUUGAAGGGUUCAGCUGGCCGGUUUUGGUGACUGGCUGGCAAGUGUUGGUGGCCAAGCCACUGGCUGGAAAGUGGAACCCUUCAACUGACGACCAUCCGCAGCAGUGAUGCGUAGUCGCAUUCCUAGAUUUACCAGGCGUCAUAAAAAAUCUUCGGACGCAAUUUGCGACGCUUCGGCAAUGCUGCCCAAGUGGGGGGUGGGUGCCGGCUCCUGGCUUGUCUCCAUAUGCCGAUGGUUGUUUACAGCUCGGGGAGAUGAUACUGCUGCGAGUUUCGAUUUGGCGUUUUUUUCUUCCGUUGAACUGCAAUAUCAGAGGGAGCUGCGUGUGGGAGUUCAGACAUCUGUGUGGGGUGCGAGGUCCAGUUGUUGCACCGCAAUGCAAUCUCCGAAAUCUGAACAACGCCCAUUCUUCUUGUGGAUUAGGCACAAACCACAUUCUCAAAAUUUUACACCGUUGAGCGUUUUUGUUUUGUUCUUCAAAUGUGAAAAUAGAUUUGUGUGCAGUCUUAAUUCUAGGUAGUAGCAAUGACUGAACGGUGGGACUUGCUUUUUGGAAUUGUGCAAAGUGCUGCCCAGAUUAAGCUCACAUUUGCAUAAUCUGCAGGUGCGUGCAGUUUUAACAACCGGAUAGAACUGAGCAAUAAUGAGGACACAUUUGUCGGUGGAGCGCUCAUUCUUAUCAAGGUUUUUUCGCUGUUGACCUUUUUUAUAUGGCAUUUGUUUGAGCCGAUUUAAAAAAAUAUAUUGUUACAUUGUAGGGGCACUUCUGCUUUGACGACGGGCGUGCUCGGCUAUUCCCAUCGUCCCGCACGAUCGCUGUGCCACCCCUUCCCUCCGCCGCCACCACCCCUCCACCGAUGAAUCAAGUGUUACAAAUGUAUUUUCUUGAAUAUAUUGAAAAUUCUUAACUCAAAAAUAUGAGACACUUCCACUUAACUUAUACUGCUUGUAUUCCAUUCAAGUGUAGCACUUUUUUUCAAGUGAUUAUUUUCCAGACCAACACGCGAGAUGCAUGAAACACGGUAAUAGAUUCUGUUAUGAAAUCUACCCAUGUGCAAGUGAAUGUGUCUUCUCCGUGGGGCUGUUGCUCAGCCAUGCUGCCCCAUAGCCUUCCACCCCCCCAUCCCAUCCCUCUCCACUUCCUAGCUCCAAGUUGUCUCAGGUUCAUGUAUUACUGCUGUACAUUUGCAAAUACAUGACUGGCUGGGGCAGGCUAAAGCUGCCCUUUGUUUUGUUUGUAUACAUUCGUUUGCUUCACAUUCAACUUCGUAACAAAAUAAAUCGACUCGUGUUAAAUACACCA